AUGAAGAAGCCACGGAUAUCUUAUUCGUCUUCAAGCCUUAAUCAAUUGCCUUCAUUAACUCGCGCAUCAUCUGCCGCUCCUUCUGAACUCGAUAAUGCUCGUCAGAAACUGGCGCCGGUUUAUAAACUCUCUGCGACUCGAGUUUCGCAUUCGGAACCUCCUAAAUGGGCGCCAUAUGAUCGCGCUGAAUUUCUCAAAAGACUAAAAUCUUUCUCAAAUCUCACGGAUUGGACGCCAAAGCCGGCAAGGGUUAAUGAAGUGGAAUGGGCGAAGAGGGGAUGGGUUUGUCAAAAGAAGGAGCGCGUUAGAUGUUGUUUCUGCAAUGUGGAGAUUUUGGUUAAAUUGAAUAAGAAGGAAGAGGAUGGAAAAGAGAAGGAGGUUUAUAUCGCGGAAAAUAUUGAAAACGCGUUGAUUGAUAAAUAUGUUGAACUUAUUAUCACUUCGCAUGAUGAGAGUUGUCCCUGGAGACAGAGAGGAUGCGAUGAUGUCAUAUUCAAACUUCCCCUCAAUAAACCUGCAGUCACCAUCCAAACCCUUCGCGAACGUUAUGAUGAGCUCCAACAAAGAGCCGAACACUUACCAUACCUUUCUAAUAUGACACCUCCAGAAGGUCUCGAUAUCGAUCGCGUAAUAACCUACAUUCCCCGAGAUUUCCUUAAAUCAUCUCCUGAAGCGCAAACGAGUACUUCCAGCGAAAUCAACAAAGUGGCUUUAAUGAUGUCUCUUUGUGGUUGGCAAGGUCACAAACAUGAUCGCCUUGGUCAUCAACUCGAAUCCGUCUCAUGUCAAACAUGUUAUCGAAUUCUUGGUCUUUGGAUGUUCAAAAGCAAAUCCAUUUCUGCCACAGGUAAAGAAACUGAACCAGCUAUUGUCCCUGGUCUCGAUCCUAUCGCCCAACAUCGCGAAUAUUGUCCUUGGCGUAACCCCAUAUCACAAAACGGUCUUGCUGCUACGCAGAACUCAAAAUCAAGAGAACUUGCCGGAUGGGAAGUCGUGUUACGUGUGUUGAAGAGUGAACAUGGCUUGAGAGCGGGCAGAGAAAAGAAUGAAAAGGGACCGAGAAGGAGUUAUAUUGCACCUAUGAUGAAUGAAGCUGGUGGUGAGGAUGGUAAUGAUUUAGCACAUGAUUUUGCAGAUGAUGAAGAUGCGAAGAGUAUUAGGGAUGCGAAAGAUAAGGACUUGAUGGCGAGAUUGAGGAGGGUUAAGACAUUUAUUGCAUUAAAGAAACGUCCGAGUGGAGAGGUGAAGAACAAGAGGUUUAGUGCUACUUGA
Messenger RNA from Sclerotinia sclerotiorum 1980 UF-70, 1272 nucleotides. RefSeq lists its product as hypothetical. The coding region runs from base 1 to 1272 and encodes 423 amino acids. The record is from RefSeq and is a predicted model, not a curated record. The transcript has 3 exons. Lineage: Eukaryota; Fungi; Ascomycota; Leotiomycetes; Helotiales; Sclerotiniaceae. Gene Ontology annotation, cellular component: nucleus. Gene Ontology annotation, molecular function: zinc ion binding.